This is a messenger RNA of Coccomyxa subellipsoidea C-169, 717 nucleotides long. RefSeq lists its product as hypothetical. The coding region runs from base 1 to 717 and encodes 238 amino acids. NCBI's taxonomy places the organism in Eukaryota, Viridiplantae, Chlorophyta, Trebouxiophyceae, Coccomyxaceae. The record is from RefSeq and is a predicted model, not a curated record. The transcript has 5 exons.
AUGAAGACAAAUCACCUUCUCUACCGCGCAGAUAUCGGCAAGAUAAAGAAGUGCACAUUCGCAAAUCCUCCGAAAGACAAGGUGUUCGGCUACGCAAGGCCUCACGACCCCGAGGAUGCCGGGGAAGUGAUGCAGCAUUGGGAGCUGUCUCAGCCGGAUGCUGCGCUGGAGACUGGCCCAGACUUCAGUGGGCUGACGCGUGCGGAUCAGCAGCAGCCGUUUCGCUUCGCGCACCCCCAGACCCUGGCAAGGGGCAUUGCCACGCACAAGCCGCCGCCGCCGCUGCCAUCGGACGCCAACCCCUGGCACACUUACGGCAGCCCCUCAGCCUACCGCUCCCAAGAGCAGAUCCGUAUCGCAGGGAGGGAGGACCCCAACAUCCAGCAGCUGGUGCAGGGCUCCUUCCAGUGGGACUGGGUGGCAGCCUACACCCACCACACGCCCGUACAUGCCGGCACCUGCGCGGCCGGGAUGACUAAUUCAGCCACCACGCUUACUACCUGUGCCGCAGGGAUUACUAACCGCACCGGGCCGUGCUCCACCAAGGCAGCCGACGGCCAUGCCGCCGCGGCCGCGCGGAUAUUGGCGGGCCAAGUUUCUGCCGGGGGUGAAAACACGCUGAAGAAUUUCAAGCUGAGCCGCUUCAAACGUGUUGCGGCUCGCACCAACACCUUCAGGCAGCAGGCUGUGCCGGCACUGGCGCAGCCGGUGUGCUGA